Neodiprion fabricii is the source of this 1931-nucleotide messenger RNA. RefSeq names its product SEC14-like protein 2. The transcript has 12 exons. Bases 208 to 1635 code for a protein of 475 amino acids. Lineage: Eukaryota; Metazoa; Arthropoda; Insecta; Hymenoptera; Diprionidae. The record is from RefSeq and is a predicted model, not a curated record. Gene Ontology annotation, cellular component: cytoplasm.
UUUGAGUACGGCAAGCACCGCGGAAUUACCAACAAAUGUGUUGUGUCGGGUAAUGGUGGCGUAGGCUAAAAUACGCACUGUGAUUAACACCGUGAUUACACAAACAAUUGACCUUAAUUGUGCGUAUCAAGUUAUGACUUGAAGGUACGGUGGACACUCUUCUCUGACAAUGUUUUGGUCGUGAUUGCUCAACAUCAUUUUGGCCUAAUGUCUGUAUGGUCAACAAGCACUGGGCGCAACUCAGUGUUUGCUGCAGAGGGUGCACCAUCUCUCCUCUCUCACAUACCUGUUCACGCACAUGCACAUACUGAACAGCGCAAUAAUAACGGCCAUUGCUUUCAUAGUCGUUCCCACAGUUGCCAGUCAAAGAUGUCACAAUCAGGAGAUGGGCUACAUACUCCGGGCUAUUUGUCUUGGAGGAAAUUGCAACUAAGCAGAGCCAAACUCAAAGCUUCCAGUAAGACUUCAGCUUUGCUUUCUGGUUUUGCCAUGUUCAGGCGAAACGUUCGCGAUGUUCUGCAACCGCAUCAUGACGACCAUUUUCUGUUACGAUGGCUCAGAGCACGAAAAUGGGACGCUACAGCCGCUGAAAAGAUGCUACGAGACUCACUGGAGUGGAGAAAAAUAUGGCAGGUGGAUAAAAUACACGAAUGGGUGGCUCCUCCGAUAUUUGACGAUUAUUUACCCCGGGGAUUGAGCGGGUUCGACAAAGAUGGCGCGCCGACUGUGAUAGCACCUUUCGCUGGGCUGGAUAUGUACGGACUUUUACACGUGAUAUCAAAGAACGACAUGAUCAAAGUAACGAUAAAGUAUUUAGAGCAGUACCUAAAAAUCGCUCAAGAGCAAAGCAAAAAGCACGGACAAAUCGCCAACCAGAUAACAGUGAUUUUUGACAUGGAAGACUUCAAUUUGAGGCAAUACGCAUGGAGGCCAGCCGGAGAACUCGUUAUUGCGUUAAUCCAAAUGUACGAGGCAAACUACCCGGAAAUUCUAAAGAUGUGUUACAUCAUAAAUGCGCCGAAAGUUUUUGCUCUCGCUUUUUCGAUAGUUAAGAAUUUUCUCAACGAGUACACCCUGUCAAAAAUACAAAUUUACAAAGCGGAUCCGGCAAAAUGGAAACCUGCGGUGCUGCGCACCAUUUCAGCCGAUCAAUUGCCCAAACACUUUGGGGGAACUCUGACUGACCCGGAUGGCAAUCCAAGACUGACUACCAAGAUCUGUCAAGGUGGUAAAAUUCCUAAGCACAUGUACAGUAGCAAAGCAGAUAAGGAAAAACUCAACGCAGAUCUGGAAACGGCAACAAUUAAAAAAGGAGACAAACUUACUUUAAACUUUUUAACAGCGGAAGAAGGAAGCUUUUUACGAUGGGAGUUUAGAUCCGAAAGUCACGAUAUAAAAUUUGGAAUUAUUGAGAAAAAUGAAGAGGGAGCACAGUCUGAAGUUAUUCCGCUCCAUCGAGUUCCUGCUCAUGAAAUGGAUGAAGUUGGUGUAAUUACUUGCAAAGCCCCAGCCACUUAUUCAGUUAUAUUUGACAACAGUUACAGCAUAUUGAGAAACAAAAAGAUCCACUAUCUGGUGCAAGUUACACCUCCAUUGCCAACGGUUACCGAGGCACUGACUUUGUCCGACAAUUGAACCAUGUAUUAUAAGUUGACGAUGUUAGUGAAUGUCAUAUAGCUGUCAUGUAACGCAACAUGAAUUCGUGACUGUAGGAGUAACUGACAAACGUUGUAAAUAAUAAUUUUUAUAUACCUAUAUAUAUAUAUAUUCUCAUUUAUUAGUGUUAAAAAUCUUACGAUUGUUAUCAAUUUUCGGAAACCUUUAUAAAUAUUUUUACUUAUUUCGGUGAAUUGUGAUUAAGUUUGAAUUUUACACUGUAAGAACGUUUGUGUUAUCAAUAAAUGAUUAUAUUAAGUUACUCAAAUUAAAAA